This is a messenger RNA of Menidia menidia (Atlantic silverside), 4079 nucleotides long. The record is from the annotation of a GenBank genome assembly. NCBI's taxonomy places the organism in Eukaryota, Metazoa, Chordata, Actinopteri, Atheriniformes, Atherinopsidae.
UUGUGUGACUCCUGGCGAUUUGCCUGUUGGAGAGCCAGUGGUUUGUCUGCUGACAAUGUCGUGGGACUGUGGCCUCAGGUACAUGUUCUCCGUCUCCCCGGCACUGCAGCAAGGGAAGUGCAUCAUGCAUGACAAGGAGGACCUGUCCAGGCUGGAGAUGGUCCAGAAACUGGCAAAGGAUGGCUGUCGUUUCCUGCAAAACCACAGCAAGAGCCCGGAGAGGACAAGUGAGCCACAGAGUGACGAGGCAGUCCGCUUGUGUCUGAGAGAGAGGGGCCACGAUGUGCUGGUUCUCCAGAGAGUGUCGUCAGAGCAGUCAGCCCUCUCUGCAUCGGCGAGGGGAGGAGGCAGAGCAGAGACAAGGAACAGGAGCAAGAACCACAGCCGGAGUGAGAGCACAGGAACUCUGCAAAGGAUGGGAUCUCGUCCACCUCCCCUCCACCUGCAGCAGGAGGAGGGAAGGCUCCUGCAGCACGCUGCCCUGGUGGAGCAGGAGGAGGAUGAUGAAGACGAGGAAGGCUCAGAGCAGAGCAGCACCGACAGCACCAGCCGGGCCGAGCCGGUGACCAUGCCCACUUUUGAUGUCCCCUACUUUCGCUACAUAGAUGACGAGGGCACGGAGGGAGAGGAGGACUGGAGCAGCAGCCGAUCUCUGUCCUCGAUGGAGGAGGACUCGUCCGCUGACUCUGUUGUGUCUGACAGGUACGUGGUGGUGUCAGGGACCCCCGAGAAGAUCCUGGAGCACUUGCUCAGUGACCUGACACUGGACGACGACCAAGGGACGACACAGGGCAAAGAGUCAGAUACACUUCUGGAUGAUUUUCUUCUCACGUACCCACGGCACAGAGGAAAAGAGGACCGGAGGGAAGCUCUGGAGAGGAAACAAAAACUCCUGCACCUGGUGUCGCAGUGGAUGUCUCUGUGUAAAGACUUCCUGAGAGAAGACGAACAGGUCAAACUCUUCAUGAAGACUCUGUAUCGCUACGUGUUGGAUGAUCUUUAUGAGCACCCGGGCCUGGAGAAGGACAUGGGGGAGCUGCAAAAACUCUACCAGCUGCAGCGCAGACACACGUUGGAUGAUUAUUCACCUAACAGAAAGAGCAAAGUUCUCUCCCAUCAGCUGAGCUUGAAAGAGAACGGGCUGUACUCCAGAAGGACACAGAAAGGGGCCAAUGAAGUGGUGUGUCAUAUUUAUGUCACCAUGGACUCUUACCUAAGUAUGAGGGUCCAUUCUGAAGUUGUGGCCCAGGAGCUGUUGCAGGUAGUGGCGGAAAGAAUGGAAGUCCCUAAUGGACAACUGGUUCUUGUGGCCAUCACUUAUCCUGGAGGCAGACUACUUUUGCAGCCUCAGGACAAAGUUUUUUCCAAUUCUUUACGGCCUGUGGGGAGGCUGCAUGCGUGCAGGAAAGACCUCGGUGAAGUCCUGAACCCGUUCACAAACGACUCACAGCUGCAACAGAGGACAGCUCAGAUGUUGAGUUUGAACACAUGGGAUAUCGCUGUUGCGCUUACAGAGUUUGACUGGACCAUUUUUGAUUCAAUGCACGAGCAAGAAUUGGUUUACUUCACCUUCAGCCGCCACGCCUGCAGUAGGCACACCCUGGAGCUGGAGCUGCUGCUGCAGCGCUGCAAUGAAGUCCAGCUGUGGGUGAUGACUGAGGUGCUUCUGUGCCCAGUGCUCUGCAAAAGGGUCCAGCUCAUCAAGAAGUUCAUCAAGAUUGCUGCCCACUGUAAAGCACAAAGGAACCUCAACUGUUUCUUUGCCAUCAUUAUGGGAUUGAAUGCUGCAGCUGUUGGCCGCCUCACUCAGACAUGGGAGAAAAUUCCUGGGAAAUUUAAGAAGCUGUUUUCAGAGCUGGAGACUGUCACGGAUCCAAGUCUGAACCACAAGGCGUACAGGGACUCCUUCAGGAAGAUGAAAGCUCCAAAGAUUCCUUUUCUUCCUCUGCUUCUGAAAGAUAUUACAUUCAUUCACGAAGGCAACAAGACUUUUCAGGAUAACCUGGUCAAUUUUGAAAAGCUGCACAUGAUAGCAGACAUGGAGAGGCUCAUCAGGCAGUGUCAGAAAGAUCCCAUGGGAAAUGGAAUUACCCAGAAAAGCAGCUCAGAGGUGCGAGCCUACAUCAACUACCUUCAUAUCAUUGACAAUCAGCAGACCCUGUUUGAAUUGUCACACAGGCUGGAGCCUCGGGCGUAGUGAAAAGCUCUUUCCCUCUCUGUCAGCCACUCUGUGGGACUGCCAAGGAACACCCUAUCGCUGUAUCAUCAGGUAUCGCUCAGGACUCGGUCAGCAAUCACAGGAGCAGAAAUCUGGCUGAGCACAGGAGGAAAACACCAUCACCACAGAGCAAAAAAGACACAGUUCAUGACGGAUCUCACGAUUGAAAAAAAUGCUUUUUAUAGAUGUGCAACAGAGACUGGCCCACAGCAGCUGAGAGCAUGCUCCAACAACCCCCCGUUACUGCUGAGCUGCAGUGCCAGCAGUUUAAAUGCAGCCACAGCAGAGGCCUCCAGCCACAGACGUUAAUCAACUAUCUCUUCACAAGGGCCAACGAUGCUGUUGUUCCUUUCCUGUCCAACAGAUGGCAGAAGCUCCCAAGUGUAAAGCUGCUCUAUUCAUGGCACGCUGCAAAGAGCAGCUUCCCUCUGUGAGAAAUGAUCAGCCUGAAAGAAACUGUGUGCAAAAUGUAUUAAGCAACAAAGAUAAUUCCCUCUAAGGACAUAGUCUUUUUGGUCACCUUCAUCACAUACAAACUAAGACUGUUUCAUGAUGUACCUUGUGGUAUUUUCAGAAAGUGUGACACAGAUUUGCCAGUAGGUUUAUUUCGCAAUUUUAACCAAAGAAUAUUUCUGGUGAUAAGUCCUUCUCCCACACAUCUGUGUCAAAGAGUUUUGACACCCAUUAUUUAUCCUGCUACAGAACUUAGCGAUUCCUGAAACAAAAGCUGGACAGCUUACGCACAAGUGGAAGUCUUGGUAUAUAAAGAUGAAGGAAUCAGGAACAUUGAUUAAGUAUUUAACAUUUCUAGAGAUCAUUUUCUGUGUAUUCCUUUCAUAGCAGUAUUUCCAUUCCCCCGUGCAGUAUAAUAGAUGAUUUAAACAAAGCUGAAUGUAUUAGUGCAGGAAAGUAGUGAACAUGCAAUACGCUGUGAUUCAUUGGGGUGUGAGUUCUGAGUAGCCAUGUUAGAGCCAAAUCACUUGUUAUGAAAUGCUAAUCUCUCAUCUUCUUUCAAAGCAUUAGCACAUUGACAGCACUGAGUUUAGCUGUGGACAAUCAGACAAAGGAAGCAGCUCAAUUGCAGUGUUGCAGCUCAGUGUUGAUUAAAACAACUUGCGGUUUUGGCUUGUGUGACGCAGAAAACUAAACAAAAUGCAAAAGGACUGUCGGUCGCUUCUAUUUUGACAAAUAUAAAGGACUGUAAAGAAGAGGUCUGUUUUAAUACUGUAGGUAAAGAGCCUUAGUGGGUGAGAAGCAAUAGCUAAAUCAAAUGCCACAUUGAGCACCUUCUGUACAAAAAGAAUAUGAUUAAAAAAAGUUACUUGCUCAUGUGUAGUUUGUAGUCAAACUCUCAUGUACAACUUUAAAGUGUAUUUGCCAUGUACAGACUGUUCUUCGUCUGUUUAAAUCAGAGCAGUUCAACAUGAUCUUGUGAAUUGAAAUGCUGAAUUCUGGACAGUUUUCUUUGUAUAGUUUGAAUUCAUAGGCCACCAUUAUGGAAAGAAUGUGCUUUAGCAUAUUCUUUAUGUUAAAAUCAGCUUUAUUAUCAACAAUGUACAGUUGAUUAUCUUUAUACUAUAUAUACGAUAUUUAUGUUAGAAUUAUUUAUUUGUUCUAUAAGAUUUCUGUUUGAUAUUUUCAGUAAAUUUUGCCUGGUCUGUAUGACAUGAAAAACUAAAGGCCGUCUACUGUUUCCAUCUGUGCAUGUAUUAAAAUGCUUUUCAUUUACAUAACCUCUUCUUAUAAUAAGACCAGCAAUGCGUUCGUUCACACUGGUAAUGGUAACGUUUACCAAUUCAAUCUAUUGAAGUAUAUGAUUUCUAAAUCUCCAAUGCACAAGUAUAACUUUCGUAACUCUUGU